Molecule: messenger RNA, 4882 nt
Organism: Camelus dromedarius (Arabian camel)
Lineage: Eukaryota; Metazoa; Chordata; Mammalia; Artiodactyla; Camelidae
Gene: PALD1
Product: phosphatase domain containing paladin 1
Exons: 23
Coding region: 701-3268 (855 amino acids)
Cellular component (GO): cytoplasm
Molecular function (GO): protein tyrosine phosphatase activity
Source: RefSeq, a predicted model, not a curated record
GCAGCGUGCUGGGGCUGAGGCGCGCAGCUCCCUUCGCCGUCGAGCGAGGGGUCCCGCUCUCUUGGCUUCGCCUGGUCGCGCCCGACCUGCCCGCCUCCGGAGUCGCUUCUGCCCACGGAUGGGCUGGGAGAGUUGGGAGGAGCGAGGCGGAGCCCGCGCUGGACGCGCCUUGCUGCUGCUGGACACGGCGCCCGCAGUUCGGGCGCAAAGCGUUGGCCGCAGGAGCGCGGAUGCCCCCCGGAGCCGGGGGCUGGCAGGUCUGACUGCCAUGUGAUUGCUCAGAGGCAGAAGGAUGGCAUGUCCACGUGUGGAACUUUCUCAGAUGCUCUUCGAGCUGCAGCCCAGAUGAUUCUGUGGCUUUGUAACUGGUCACUGAGGGCUUCUACGUCUGAGCACCGGGGACCCAACCCACACCCCUGCCCUUGCUGACCCCUCACCCUGGACAGCAGUGGAGUGACCACUAGGACUGCCAGUCUUAGAAGCGAGAUCCAUCUGAAGCUAGAAAGGGCUUUCCCAUCCCUCACUGUCAUUUUGUGGCUCUGGACACUGAGGCCCAGAGAGGAGAGAGGCUCAUUCCUUCCACCUUCCGCCUUCCACCAGGAAAAAAUAAAAAAGGAGAGAGAAACUGGAUCGGGUCUGGAGAGCCAUGAUGAGGCUCUUAUAAACUCAAGGUCUUGGGUCCUGAGGCUGCUGGGAGACUAUGGGUACAACGGCCAGCACAGCCCAGCAGACGGUCUCGGCGAGUGCCCCCUUUGAGGGCCUCCAAGAUGGUGGCACGAUGGACAGUCGACACUCGCUCAGCAUAAACUCCUUCCAGACCACGAGCUUGCACAACAGUAAGGCCAAGUCUAUCAUCCCCAACAAGGUGGCCCCCGUCGUGAUCACGUACAACUGCAGGGAGGAGUUCCAGAUUCACGAUGAGCUUCUCAAGGCCCAUUACACGCUGGGCCGGCUCUCCGAUGCCACCCCUGAGCACUACCUGGUGCAGGGCCGCUACUUCUUGGUGCAGGAUGUUGCUGAGAAGAUGGAUGUGCUGGGCACUCUGCAGAGCUUUGGGGCCCCCAACUUCCGGCAGGCGCAGAGCAGGCACACUGUAUUUGGCAUGGGACAGCCCAGCCUCUCAGGAUUCAGGCAGGUCCUCCAGAAACUCCAGAAGGAUGGACACAGGGAGUGCAUCAUCUUCUGUGUGCGGGAGGAACCCGUGCUGUUUCUGCGUGCUGGCGAGGACUUCGUGCCCUACACACCUCGAGACAAGGAGCAUCUGCAUGAGAACCUCCAGGGCCUCGGACCCGGGGUCCAGGCAGAACACCUGGAGCAGGCCAUCCGGAAGGAGAUUCACGACUUUGCCCAGAUGAGCAAGAAUACGUACUAUGUGUACCACAACACCGAGGACUUGCGGGGGGAGCCCCAUGCCGUGGCCAUCCAGGCCGAGGACGACGUACACGUGACUGAGGAGGUGUUCAAGCGGCCCCUCUUCCUGCAGCCCACCUACAGGUACCACCGCCUUCCCCUGCCGGAGCAAGGAGCCCCUCUGGAAGCCCAGUUUGAUGCCUUUGUCAGUGUCCUCCGGGAGACCCCCAGCCUACUGCUGCUCCGAGACACCCACGGACCUCCCCCUGCUCUGCUCUUCAGCUGCCAGACAGGUGUGGGCAGGACCACCCUGGGCAUGGUCCUGGGUACCCUCAUCCUAUUUCACCACAGUGGAACUGCCUUGAGGCCGGAAGUUGUCCCCAUGAAGACCCUUAAGCCACUGCCCAUGGAGCAACUCCAGGUGGUACAGAGCUUUCUCCACACUGUGCCCCAGGGGAGGAAGAUAGUAGAGGAGGUGGACAGAGCCAUCACCGCCUGUGCAGAGUUGCAUGACCUGAAGGAAGCAGUCUUGGAAAACCAGAGGAAGCUGGAAGGCAGCUGGCCAGAGAGCCCAGCCCAGAGAAACGGCAGCCAGCACGGUGGCCGGCAGAGAGCGCUGCAGAGCCUGGAGCGGUACUUCUACCUGAUCCUGUUUAACUACUAUCUCCAUGAGCAGUACCCGCUGGCCUUUGCCCUCAGUUUCAGCCGCUGGCUAUGUGCCCAUCCUGAACUGUACCGCCUACCUGUGACGCUCAGCUCAGCGGGGCCUGUAGCCCCCGGGGACAUCAUUGCCAUGGGCUCCCUGGGGGCGGAUGACCUCGUCUCUCCAGACGCACUCAGCACCAUCAGAGAGAUGGACGUGGCCAACUUUCGGCGGGUGCCCCGUCUGCCCAUCUACGGCACGGCCCAGCCCAGCGCCAAGGCCCUGGGGAGUAUCCUGGCCUACCUGACCGACACCAAGAGGAAACUGCGGCAGGUGGUGUGGGUCAGCCUGAGAGAGGAGGCUGUGCUGGAGUGUGAUGGGCGCACCCACAGUCUGCGGCAGCCUGGGCCCCCUGUGGCCCCUAGCCAGCUGGAGAACCUGGAGACCCAGCUGAAGGCCCAUCUGAAGGCCCCAGUUGCUGAGAACUCGCAGACCCACAGGUUCCAGACGUGCCUCACCAUGCAGGAGGUCUUCAGCCAGCACCGUGGGGCCUGCCCUGGCCUCACCUACCACCGCAUCCCCAUGCCAGACUUCUGCGCCCCCCGCGAGGAGGAUUUUGACCGGCUCCUGGAGGCCAUGCAGGCUGCCCUCGCCAAGGACCCGGGUACUGGCUUUGUGUUCAGCUGCCUCAGUGGCCAGGGCCGGACCACGACUGCCAUGGUGGUGGCUGUGCUUGCCUUCUGGCACAUCCAGGGCUUCCCUGAUGUGGGCGAGGAGGAGCUCGUGAGUGUGCCUGAUGCCAAGUUCACCAAGGGCGAGUUUGAGGUGGUGAUGAAGGUGGUGCAGCUGCUGCCUGAUGGGCACAGUGUGAAGAAGGAGGUGGACGCGGCACUGGACACGGUCAGUGAGACUAUGACGCCCAUGCACUACCACCUGCGGGAGAUCAUCAUCUGCACCUACCGCCAGGCUAAAGCAGCCAGAUCGGAGCAGGAGGCCCGGAGGCUGCAGCUGCGGAGCCUGCAGUACCUGGAGCGCUACAUCUACCUGGUGCUGUUCAACGCUUACCUCCACCUGGAGAAGGCUGGCUCCUGGCAGAGGCCGUUCAGCACCUGGAUGCGGGAGGUGUCAGCAAAGGCCGGCGUCUACGAGAUCCUCAACCAGCUGGGCUUCCCCGAGCUCGAGAGCGUGGAGGACCAGCCCUUCUCCCGGCUGCGCUGCCGGUGGCAGGAGCAGAGCCACAGCCCCGAGCCCUCCGCCGCAGGGGACUUCCUAUAGGAUGCGCCGCCUCCCAGGGGGCUGGGGGUGCCCCGUGCUCUUCACUGGGAGUGGCCCUGAGAAACGAUUCCUCAGCUUCCCAGAGCGACUAGGGUGGGGUGGGGACCCUUUUUUUGAAAGAGUUUUUCUAGGACAGUUAGCACCCAGUGAUAUCUUGUAAAUGCAGGUGGGUGGAUGGCCCGCAGGAAGGCCCGGUGUGGCAUCAACCUGGCAAGGAGCUCACUCCCCGACAAGGAGCUCACUCUCUGAGUUGCCAAACAAAGCUCCACACCACUCCUGCCCUCUCCUCUCCCCCUGAGCGGUCCUGACAGCCCCCGGCGCGGAGCAGCCCUGGCCAGUGCUGGUACCUUUCUCUCCUGCUGCUGCUCUCCCACUUGACUUCUCCCUUUUUGCUGCCUGAGCACUGCCCUCAGGGCCCCUGGCUCCCUGGGGGAGUGGACUGCGCUUGGGGUGGAUCUGUUACCUUAGAGGCAGCUCUACCCAGUUCUCUUGCUUCUCAUGCCCCGUCUCCAGCCUGGAGACUUUGAGAAAAACAACGACGUGCCCAGUGGGUCCGGCAGAAGCCUCUACUUCUCCUUCCUUUGCCCUCUUCUCCUGGGCUGGCAGGACUGUGGAGGUUUCCAAGGAGCUGAGAACAAAAGGGAGUUCUUCUCAGGGGAAGGAGCUUCCAGAAGCUGCAUGCAGCCCUGUGGAAGAGGCUAGCUUGAUUUCCCUAGGAGUGUGGGUGAGGGGUCUGGGGCAGCACUUCCUGCCCCACCACCCACCGUGGCUGGUGCCCUCACCUGCUGUGACAGGGGCCCCAGGGACUACUGGGGACCCUGAGUGAGCAGUGGGGUGUGAGAGAGUGGGCCAAGGAUGGUGUGAGCAGGCACUUGGAUUCCAGGCCAUCUUUGCUGAGCAUCCUUGAGCUGCCUCCCAGUGGGAGCAGAAGGGGCCAAGCACUGCUGAGUUAGCAGCUGCGGGGACCAGCUUUGUGCAAACAAUGGGAAGGAUGCUCGGAGAGGCAGGAGAGGCAGGUGUUACUGAGCUGAGUCUGUGGCUGUCUGGGGACUGGUGUCUGCCAAAACACAGGAUGAACAGUGUGUACGCUGUCCACCUGGCUUGGCUCAUUGGGGCCAGGGAUAUCUCUCUUGGUUUGACGCCUGCACUUGUGCAGAAAAACAAGUGAUGUAUCAUUGGUCGUGAUAUUUGAAAAGGGGAGAAGCGGCCAGAGUUGUUGACAUCUACAUAGUAUUGGAAAAUAUUUGACCAUCUUGGCUGAAUUAUUUUGCAAAUCUACUGUAUGUCUGUUCACUACCUUUUCAGAUUUGUUGUUGUUUUUGGUUUUAUUUCUGCAUGUAGUAAAAAGUUUUAAUUUCUUUGCAGACAAGGUCUAGAUGAGGGGUCAGAGAUCAGGGCUGAACUGGGAGGGAUCUUUCCUGUUCUCACGGUUGGUCUGACUUAACUGUGCUGGGACUACUGGCCGGUCACUUCACCUCUCUGCCUCAGUUUCCCCAUCUGCAAAAUGGGAGAAUAAUACUUGCCUACCUACCUCACAGGGGUGUUGUGAGGAUUCAUUCGUGAUUUUUUUUUUUUGUACAUAGCGUUUGAGCAUUAAAAACAGCUGAAAGUGAA